AUGGUACACAACAAGAUAAAUAUCGAUCACUUAGAAACAGUUGAUUCUAUUACAAUAAAAAAAACAAAUAUUCAAUCUAGAGUAUUAUGUACCCAUUAUCGAAGCAAAAAAUCUAUUUGGGUUAUAUGUCUUAUUAUUUUUGCUAUUUUGAUUCUAUCAGGAGUAGCUAUUGCCAAAACAAUCUUUACAAAAAGAACGCUGAAUUCGCAGAAAAAAACCUCUUCUACAAUGACAACAACAACAACGACAACAACAACAACAACAACCACAACAGGAAGAGUUAAUACUAAUACCAAAUGGAAACAAAAUGGAAUUACCCUCGUGGGAGACCGUGGCAAAGGUAACGAAUUAGAUCAACUUGACAAUCCUAAAGGGAUCUAUAUUGAUGAUGAUGGAUCGGUAUAUAUUGCUGAUGAAAACAAUCAUCGUAUUGUUAGAUGGAUUCCAGAUGCAAAGAAUGGCGAGGUUGUUGCAGGUGGAAACCCUUAUGGAAAUAGAAUAGAUCAGUUACGCUUGCCGAUAGAGGUGGUUAUUGAUAAAAAGAAUAACUCACUCAUUAUUUGUGAUGCAGGUAAUAAUCGAGUGGUAGAAUGGUCUCUUACAUAUCCACAAAACCCGCAAAUACUGGUCUCAAAUAUCUUCUGUGAUGGUUUAGCUAUAGAUAAUAAUGGAGAACUUUAUAUUAGUGAAUGGAGAAAUAAUAAAAUAAUACGAUUUCAACAAGGAGCAAAACAGGGAGUAGUUGUAAUUGGUAAAAAUGGAGAAGGAGAUUAUUUGAAUCAACUCUCGUCUCCUGGUAAUCUCGUAGUAGAUCAAGAUUAUUCAAUUUAUGUAUCGGAUAGAAAGAACCAUCGUGUGAUGAAAUGGUUAAAAGGUGCAAAACAAGGAAUUGUAGUUGCUGGUGGGCAUGGUAUGGGUAAUAGUUUCAAUCAAUUAGUUUAUCCCAAAGGAUUGAUUGUCGAUCAUUUGGGUAAUGUUUAUGUGGUUGACCCUUCCAAUUAUCGAGUGAUGCGUUGGCUAAAUGGAUCUCAAGUGGGUAGUAUUAUUGUUGAACUUCUUAGUUGUGUAGAAAACUCAGAUGGUAUGUGUCUUCUCGACGAUAUAUCAUUAGAUCGACAAGGAAAUCUAUACAUCGUCAACACUUUCAAUCAUACAGUGAAAAAGUUUUAUAUUGAUGAUUGA
Molecule: messenger RNA, 1182 nt
Organism: Adineta ricciae
Lineage: Eukaryota; Metazoa; Rotifera; Eurotatoria; Adinetida; Adinetidae
Source: the annotation of a GenBank genome assembly